AUGGAUGAAUGAGGAUUGCCAUUUUUUUUUUAAAGAAAAGAAAAGAAAAGAAACGAUAAGUUUGGUUUGAAGAAAACAAAAUUGAGAAGGAAAGGGUUGAAUGAUUUGCUGCGGAUUUAUGUGGAAAUCCGGAGGAGAAGAUUUGCAAGGUUUCUAUCCUGUUAGACCAGAAUGUCAACCAGAUGUUCCAAGGACCCGUUUUAAGUCUAGGGCUGGCAAGACUCUAAGUGCUAGAAGAUGGCACGCUGCCUUUACUGAAGAUGGCCAUUUGGAUAUGGAAAAAGUUCUUAGACGUAUACAGCGCGGAGGAAUUCAUCCCUCCAUCAAAGGCGCCGUUUGGGAGUUUUUGUUAGGCUGUUAUGAUCCAGACAGCACUUUUGAGGAAAGGAACAGGCUGCGUAACCGCAGAAGGGAGCAGUACGGUGCAUGGAAAGAAGAAUGUAAGAAAAUGGUUCCUGUCAUUGGUAGUGGCAAGUACGUCACUAUGGCAGUGGUUUCAGAAAAUGGCCAGCCUAUUGACGAAUCUUCUGUAGAAAAUCAAGGAUGGAUCGUGAAAAACACCGUUACAGAUGAGAGAGUGCUCCAAUGGAUGCUCUCACUCCACCAGAUCGGCCUUGAUGUUGCUAGAACUGAUCGGUACCUCUGCUUUUAUGAGAAUGAUACUAAUCAAUCAAAACUAUGGGACGUUCUUGCCAUAUAUACAUGGUUGAAUCUUGACAUUGGUUAUGUUCAGGGGAUGAAUGAUAUAUGUUCCCCAAUGAUAAUCCUCUUUGAUGAUGAAGCCGACGCUUUCUGGUGCUUUGAGCGGGCAAUGCGGAGACUUAGAGAAAACUUCAGGGCAACAGCAACAUCAAUGGGUGUCCAGACUCAGCUGGGUGUGCUCUCACAGGUCAUUAAAACAGUGGAUCCUCGUCUCCAUCAACAUCUAGAGGAUCUCGAUGGUGGGGAGUAUCUGUUUGCUAUUCGGAUGCUGAUGGUACUUUUCAGGAGAGAAUUCUCCUUCCUUGACGCUUUGUACCUUUGGGAGCUGAUGUGGGCGAUGGAGUAUAAUCCAACCAUGUUUGCAACAUACGAGGAACUAGAAAACCGAAACAACGCAGCAUCCGAUCCCAAGUUACUAAAACGGUAUGGCAAGUUUGAAAGGAAAUACAUAAACAGUGGGCAGAACGAGCAACAUCGCAAUACGCUUGCUGUCUUUGUGGUCGCAAGCGUUCUACAGACAAAGAACAAACGUCUCUUGAAGGAAGCUAAAGGCUUAGACGAUGUUGUUCAGAUACUAGGAGACAUUGCGGGUAAUCUUGACGCGAAAAAAGCAUGUAAAGAAGCGUUGAAGAUCCAUGAAAAAUUCCUGAAAAAGGCUAAUAGUAAUAAGCAAUAAAGAUUUGCUCAAAACCUCUACUCGACGACUUUAUUAUAUAUUGACAUAUAGUACUAUAAUACAGCUUUUGAUCAGAAGAUUGUUCAUCGUCAGCCAGAAAUUUCUUAAAAAGGUUCUUCUGGAAGAAGAUUGAUGAUAAUGCUAAUUUUCUUCUUUCAAUUGUUCAUUUUCUGAUUUGUAUUUUGUUGGUAAACUGUGUGCCGUUUUUCAGUUAUACGAAUGAACUUCGUGGUACUUAAUUCU
Messenger RNA from Camelina sativa (false flax), 1621 nucleotides. The record is from RefSeq and is a predicted model, not a curated record. NCBI's taxonomy places the organism in Eukaryota, Viridiplantae, Streptophyta, Magnoliopsida, Brassicales, Brassicaceae.